This is a messenger RNA of Selaginella moellendorffii, 846 nucleotides long. Its product is annotated as NAD(P)H:quinone oxidoreductase. The transcript has 4 exons. Gene Ontology annotation, molecular function: FMN binding; oxidoreductase activity. Lineage: Eukaryota; Viridiplantae; Streptophyta; Lycopodiopsida; Selaginellales; Selaginellaceae. Gene Ontology annotation, cellular component: cytosol. Bases 177 to 752 code for a protein of 191 amino acids. The record is from RefSeq and is a predicted model, not a curated record.
UGGGUGCUGAGAAGGAUCUAGAAUAGGUGGUGGUGUUCGAAGCGUCAGUGAGCGAGUUUAUAAAGGCCGGUGAUAUUCUAAGCUUGACCACUGGAGCGACUGGCCCUCGUCCAACAAGAGCUAGGAUCCCCAGCAGCAGCAAGAGAUUUGCAUCGACAACCACUGCUGCGGCGGCCAUGGGAGGCGGAAAUCUCAAGAUGAUCGCCGUUUCCGGGUCUCUGAGGAAGGGCUCUUUCAACAGUGGUCUCGUACGCGCAGCACGCGAGAUUGUCAAGGAGAGCUUCGAAGAUGUGGAGCUAGAGCAUGUGGACAUUUCCCAGCUCCCUUUCCUCAACACGGACUUGGAGCAAGACGGGCGAUUUCCGGGGGUCGUGGAGGAUUUUCGAGCUAAAGUCCUUGGGGCGGACGCUGUGCUGUUUGCAAGCCCGGAGUACAAUUACUCCAUCACAGCUCCACUCAAGAACGCAUUGGAUUGGGCGUCGAGGAAUCCAAAUGCGUGGGCCGGGAAGCCAGCCGCAAUCGUGAGCGCCGGGGGCGGGUUUGGAGGCGGCAGAGCCCAAUAUCAUCUGCGACAGGUGGGAGUUUUCCUCGACCUCCAUUUCAUCAACAAGCCCGAGCUGUUUGUUGCGGCGUUUCAAGCGCCGCCAAAGUUCGACUCGGACGGGAAUCUCGUGGAUCCGGACACUAGAACCCGUCUCAAAGCGCUUCUUCUCGCCUUGCGCCAGUGGACCCUCAAACUAAAAGAAUGCUAACAGCCAUAAACAUAAAACUCCCGAACUGAAGAUAUCUGUUUAGAGUUUAAGAAAUAUACCUAGAAUAUUCAUGAAUAUUCUAGUGUUCAAUGGC